GAAAGAUCUUAUGAAAAAGAGUUAUAGAAGCAUUAAUUUAAAUAAUAUAUUUCCUAUACUGCGAACUAGCUCAUCUUUUUCUUUCUUUUAAAAGCUUGCACUUGUCUUCAAUCUUAUUCCGACAAGCCUCAGCUUCUAGGAAACUUCAACUCGAAAAAAACACUCACCAUUAAUGGCUUUAGACCACCAAACAGUUGACCAUAUUGCAGAAGAUGACUAUAUCGACAUGGAAGUUAGCUCCUACUCAACCUUCUUCUGUAACUCUAUAGCUUCUCCCAGAGAGUUCGAGUUCCAAAUGUCUUCCACACCUAAAGAAAGAGAUUACUCAAUGAUGACAACUUCUCCGGCAGAUGAACUCUUUUAUAAAGGAAAGCUUCUCCCUCUUCAUCUUCCACCUCGUUUACAAAUGGUUGAAAAACUUCUCCUUCAAAACUCCAAACCCAACUUUUCUUCCUUUGAUAUGAUCAGAAACGACGAUGAAAACUUCGCUGACGAAUUCUACAGCACCCCUUUAAUGACGACAGCUCCAACACCAACGGCAACCAGUACUCCAUUCGAGUCCUGCAAUAUCUCACCCUGCGAAUCGUUCCGGAUGAGCAGGGAGCUAAGCACAGAGGAUUACAUGAACGAGUAUUACUCGACAGAGCUUAGUGAGUUCAUCAAUGAUAACGGGAAAAAGUCCUGGGGUAAGAAGCUCAAGCACUCCUCACUUGGGUCUAAGCUCAAAGCUUCCCGGGCUUACCUCAAGUCUUGGUUUGGAAAAUCAGGCUGCUCGGACGAAUCAUGCACGGCUUAUAAGAACGUAGCAGAGAAGAACCCAUUUGGGAAAACUGAGAAAGAGAAAUGCCAGACAUCGAAUUCAGCCAUGUUAAGGAGUUUCAAGAAAGAAAAGAAGGUGAUCACGAGUAACACUGAGGUCGAUGGUGGGGCCCGCCAUAGAAGAUCAUUCUCUUUGGCUCUCUUAAGACAUUCAUCAAACAAGUUCAGUUCUUCUUCUUCAUCAUCUUCAUCGUCAUCAUCCUCACCCUCUGGUUCAUCUUCUUUUUCUUCAUCAAACAACUGUAAUGGGAUUAAUCAAGAACUAAAGCAGUUGAAGAGAUGUGGGAGUGCAAAGCAUUCAGAGAUUGAGAACUCAAUCCAGGGAGCUAUUGCCCACUGUAAGCAGUCUCAGUUUAAUUCCACACACACUGUGAGAAAUGACAAAGUUGGUAAAUUUUCAUUGUCAGCUUUAAAAGUUGGAGUCUGUGAGGAACAUGAUACACCAGAAGAACUUUCCAGAGGAUGAAAGAGAGAAAAAACAAGAGCAAGGUACAAACUUUUUUUUUUCGUUUUAUUUUAUUUUUUUGAUUCCCCUUGAUUAUGCUGUAUUUUUCUUUGAUUUUUGUAUUUCAUAAAUUUGACAAAAGGGUUAUGUUUGAUUCUGAGUUAGUGUACUUGUAAAAUGUCAAAACAAGUAAAAAAGGGUUCCUUUCUAAA
Humulus lupulus (European hop) is the source of this 1476-nucleotide messenger RNA. Its product is annotated as probable membrane-associated kinase regulator 4. The transcript has a single exon. Bases 173 to 1285 code for a protein of 370 amino acids. Gene Ontology annotation, cellular component: plasma membrane. Gene Ontology annotation, molecular function: kinase inhibitor activity. The record is from RefSeq and is a predicted model, not a curated record. Lineage: Eukaryota; Viridiplantae; Streptophyta; Magnoliopsida; Rosales; Cannabaceae.